Molecule: messenger RNA, 1575 nt
Organism: Cyphellophora attinorum
Lineage: Eukaryota; Fungi; Ascomycota; Eurotiomycetes; Chaetothyriales; Cyphellophoraceae
Exons: 1
Coding region: 1-1575 (524 amino acids)
Biological process (GO): SRP-dependent cotranslational protein targeting to membrane; SRP-dependent cotranslational protein targeting to membrane, translocation
Cellular component (GO): cytosol; signal recognition particle, endoplasmic reticulum targeting
Molecular function (GO): GTP binding; ATP hydrolysis activity; GTPase activity
Source: RefSeq, a predicted model, not a curated record
AUGGUUCUCCAAGACUUUGGCGGGCGCAUCAGCGCCGCUGUGAGUGGGCUGAUGAGAGAGCCCAACCUGGACGAAAAAGCAUUCGAUUUGAUGAUCAAGGAGAUAUGUUCAGCAUUACUAGCAGCCGACGUCAAUGUACAGCUAGUCAAGAGAUUACGGAAAGACAUACAGACCACAGUCAACUUCAAAGAUAUACCACCCACAACGAACGCAAACACGAAGAAACGGAUGAUACAACAAGCAGUCUUCGAUCAAUUAGUACACCUGGUCGACCCUCAUACUGAACCCUAUAAGCCCAAGAAGGGCAAGUCUAAUGUUAUCAUGUUUGUUGGGCUGCAGGGUGCAGGAAAGACGACGACAUGUACAAAGCUGGCGCGGCACUACUCGACGAGAGGCUUCAAGACAUGUCUAGUUUGCGCCGAUACUUUCAGAGCAGGCGCCUAUGAUCAAUUGAAACAGAAUGCUACAAAGCUGAAGAUACCCUACUACGGCUCAUUGACACAGACAGACCCGGCCGUGAUUGCAGCUGAGGGCGUGGCACGGUUCAAGAAGGACAAGUUUGAGAUCAUCAUCGUCGAUACCUCCGGCCGGCACAAGCAAGAAGCAGAUUUGUUCGCAGAAAUGGUUCAGGUUCAGACCGCCAUCAAGCCAGACCAGACCAUAUUAGUCCUGGACGGUACGAUAGGUCAACAAGCAGAAGCUCAAUCCGCCGGCUUCAAACAAACAGCCAACUUCGGCGCCAUCAUCAUAACCAAAACAGACGGCGGCGCAUCAGGCGGUGGCGCCAUCUCAGCCGUCGCCGCAACACGUACACCGAUUAUCUUCCUCGGUACUGGCGAACACACAAUGGAUCUUGAACGCUUCGCGCCCAAACCAUUCAUCUCAAAACUCCUCGGCUACGGGGACAUGUCCGGCCUGAUCGAGCACGUCCAAUCCAUAACCCGGGACAGUGCUGCCAUGAAAGAAACCCAAAAACAUCUCGCCGAAGGUAUCUUCACCAUCCGCGAUAUGAAAGAACAGAUAUCCAACAUCAUGAAAAUGGGACCCUUGUCAAAAGUGGCCGGCAUGAUCCCCGGCCUUGGCAACAUGAUGUCCGGCAUGUCCGACCAAGACGGCCAGGACAAGCUCAAACGCAUGGUCUACAUCUUCGACAGCAUGACCGCUAAAGAGCUCGACUCGGACGGGAAGAUCCUCAUCUCACAAUCCUCCCGUAUGGUAAGGAUAGCGCGAGGGUCGGGCACCUCUGUGAAGGAGAUAGAGGAGCUGUUGACGCAGCACAAGGUUAUGGCGGGCAUAGCGAAGAACAUGGGGCAGAACAAGAAGAACAUGCAACGGGCGAAUGCGAUGAUGCAGGGUGGGAAUAAGCAGCAGCAGAUGGCGGCGAUGCAGAAGAGGAUGCAGUCCAUGGGUGGUGGGAGAGGGGGAAUGCCUGGUGGAGGGGAUAUGCAGAAGAUGAUGCAAAUGAUGCAGGGUAUGGGCGGAGGAGGGAUGCCGGACAUGAACACCAUGAUGCAGCAGAUGGGUGGCAUGUUUGGUGGUGGCGGUGGUGGUGGGAGAGGGCGUGGUCGAUCAUGA